AUGACGCUCGGGAUCGACCUCGGUACCACCUACUCGGUGGCGGCGACGUGCGACAAGGGCGAGGUCUCCGUGGUGGUGGACGAUGCGAUCGGAUCGAUGGGCGCGUCCGCCAACGACGCCGCCGUCGUGGAGGUUGGGAGCGUGGUUGGCGCCAAGGCUGCGGCGCUGCGGGACGCCGUCCCCGCGCUCACCGUGUACGACGCGAAGCGACUCAUCGGCCGCGAGUUCGACGAUCCCGUGGUGCAGGAGGAGCUGGAGCACCUCCCGUUCCACGUCGUCGAGAACCAGAUUCAGCCGAGGCCGAGGGACGCCGCGAUCGGGGCGACGAUGCAGGGCAAGGCGCUCCCGUACAAGCGGCUGAUGCCGAGCGACCGAGCCAACCUGGUGGUCAUCCCGCCGGAGGAGGUUGGCGCGAGGAUCUUGUCGCACCUCAAGCGGCACUCGGAGCGUUCGCUGCCAUUCUUCCGACGUAACCUCGGGUUCACGUUCGGGUCGCUCACGGUGUCGGUGCCCGUCGGGUUCACCAAGGCGCAGCGCGCGGCGACGCUGAGAGCCGCCACACGGGCCGGGUUCGCAACCGCCCGGCUGCUGGAGGAACCCGUUGCGGCGGCGAUAGCGUACGGUUUACACGAGGACGACGUGGAACGCACGGUGAUCGUGUACGACCUUGGCGGCGGCACGUUGGACGUGGCGGUGCUGAGGCUGGAGCGGAGCAGUAAGACGUUCUUGGUGUUGGGUACGUCGGGGGAUCCGCACUUGGGGGGUGAGGAUUUCGACCGCGCGCUGGUCGGGUGGCUCUGGCGGGAGUUAAACUCGGAGGGGUUCCGCGCUCCGGCGGAUGACGAGCUCUCGCUCUCGCGUUGGGAGGAGACGGCGCUGCGGGUCAUGGAACGCGCGAAGCGGGCGCUGUCGGAGAGCGAGCGCGUGGGGGACGAGGAUUCGUGGGAUGAGGACCCGCCGGGGCUGACGUGCACCACGCGGUGGCUCACCCGCGACGACCUCGCGACGUCGUGCGCGACACUGGUGGAUCGGGCCAUGGCUCCGGUGCGGGAGGCGCUUCGCAACGCGGGGAACGUCGACCCGGAUGAGAUCGACGACGUCGUCAUCGUCGGCGGAUCGUCCAGGCUCGCGGUCAUCAGGCAGAGGCUCAGCGAGGCGUUCCACGGCAGAGACAUUCACCACACGGUCAACCCGGACACCGCCAUAGCGGUGGGCGCCGCGAGGAGCUACGCGUGCUAG
Messenger RNA from Micromonas commoda, 1239 nucleotides. RefSeq names its product heat shock protein 70. Bases 1 to 1239 code for a protein of 412 amino acids. Gene Ontology annotation, cellular component: cytoplasm. Gene Ontology annotation, biological process: cellular response to unfolded protein; protein refolding. The record is from RefSeq and is a predicted model, not a curated record. NCBI's taxonomy places the organism in Eukaryota, Viridiplantae, Chlorophyta, Mamiellophyceae, Mamiellales, Mamiellaceae. The transcript is spliced from 3 exons. Gene Ontology annotation, molecular function: ATP binding; ATP hydrolysis activity; ATP-dependent protein folding chaperone.